AUGUCCUCCAUCCCUAAUUUAGGACAAAUCAUAUGGCCGGAAGAAUCUACCGCUGUUCCAAAGGGAUGGGAGAUUCCGACAAACAGGAAAAAGUUGAAAAUCGGUGUGCUGAAGAAGGAAGGUUUCGAAGAGUUUGUGCAGGUAAAACAUGAUUCUGUCACUAAUGAAACCAUUGUCACAGGAUACUGCAUAGAUGUCUUUGAAGCUGCGAUGAAGGCAUUGCCUUAUAAUGUUGAUUAUGAGUUCAUUCCAUUCACAAAGCCUGAUGGCGAGAGCGGUGGUACUUAUGAUGAUUUGGUUUAUCAAGUGUCUCUUGGGAAGUUCGACGCGGUAGUCGGGGAUACUACAAUUAGAGCGAACAAGUCAAAGUUUGCUGAUUUCACAUUGCCCUACACAAAAUCUGGUGUCUCAAUGAUUGUGCCAGUUGGAGACAAACGAAGCAAAAACAAUGCUUGGGUUUUUCUAAAGCCUUUAACGUGA
This is a messenger RNA of Morus notabilis, 480 nucleotides long. Its product is annotated as glutamate receptor 2.2. NCBI's taxonomy places the organism in Eukaryota, Viridiplantae, Streptophyta, Magnoliopsida, Rosales, Moraceae. Gene Ontology annotation, cellular component: plasma membrane. Bases 1 to 480 code for a protein of 159 amino acids. The record is from RefSeq and is a predicted model, not a curated record. The transcript is spliced from 2 exons. Gene Ontology annotation, molecular function: glutamate-gated receptor activity.